UUGUUUUGAUGUUUUCACGUCGCUUGGUUUGGUUUGUAGUCUGUUAUCUGACUAAAGUGUUUUGUAGACUCUACAGAUACGCUUUGUAAUUAGAGACGCUGACUUAAUAGUGCUAAACUCUCAUGUUUGGUUUAACUGAUCAUCUAUCGAGAAGAUAUGGUGCAUGUUUGGUACUUUCAGCACAUGAUUUUAUUAUCAUUGUUUUUGCCUCACCACUCAUCUUUGUUCUUUGAUAUGUAUUCAUAUAUCCCCUAUGUUUUGCUGAUCUUACUCGGUUUCGACAGAUUAUCGUCCUUAGUGACCAGAGAGAACAAACUUUUGAAUCCUAUGAGUCUGUGUAUGCGGAAUAAAGGCCAUGGAGCCAGCCACCCUGCAGAGCCUCCGAGUACUGUUCCAGAGCAAUGACUACAUUGUGGUGGACAAACACUGGGAUAUUCGGAUUGACAGCAAGAUGUGGUACGAGAAGCAGACGGUCCAGGCUCAGCUGCGGCAUCGCUUCCCUGAGCUCGCUGACCCCACAACGUACUACGGCUUCAGGUUCUGUCAUCAGCUGGACUUCUCCACCAGCGGGGCCCUCUGUGUGGCUUUGAAUAAGGCAGCUGCAGGCCGAGCCUUCCGCUGCUUUAAAGACCGCACUGUCACCAAAGUCUACGUCGCCUUGAUCCGUGGCUGGGUCGACAAGGAAACACAAACCGUGGACUUUUCCAUUGGCAAGAACUCCACUGAGGGCAAAACUCACAUGAUGUGUGUUGGAGACACAGAGGGUUGUGAAAACCCCAAACCAUGCCAGACGGAGCUGACUGUGCUGGAGUAUGGCUUGUAUGACAGCAGUGCUGUAACUAAAGUUCUCCUAGAGCCCCUCACUGGUCGCACUCACCAGUUACGAGUCCACUGCAGCGCUCUGGGUCACCCAAUCGUUGGCGAUUUCACCUACAGCUGUGGAGCUGACGAUGCACCGUACCGCAUGAUGCUGCACGCUCACCUGCUUCACCUUCCUCUGGAGCCAGAACCUCUGCUGGUCUGUGCUGGGGACCCUUUCCUCCCCUCUGUGGACCCCAAGUGGCUUCCACAGCGAUCUGUACGGACUCUGAAAGAGACGGUGGAUGCCGUGUUGAAACGAAAGGCGGAGGAGCAGCGAGGACAGAGAGAACAGGAGGAAGAAGCCUCACGCAGACGAGAGGAGAAGAUAAAAGAGCAGAGGAAUAAAGCUGUGGAUGAAACAGACCAGACCCAGUGUCAGGAAUGGCUGAGUGAAUGGAGUGGAGACUGAUAAAAGGGAUUUGGUCUUAAAAGUGCUAUUUUAAUUUGCAUUUCUGUGGAAGUGAAAUAAUUCAAAAUGUGCUGCUGUGUGCUUUUUAUUCAGACGAUAUGUCAUUAAAGUUAUU
This is a messenger RNA of Synchiropus splendidus (mandarinfish), 1385 nucleotides long. It is a transcript of the gene rpusd1, whose product is annotated as RNA pseudouridine synthase domain containing 1. Gene Ontology annotation, biological process: pseudouridine synthesis. The record is from RefSeq and is a predicted model, not a curated record. Lineage: Eukaryota; Metazoa; Chordata; Actinopteri; Syngnathiformes; Callionymidae. Bases 356 to 1270 code for a protein of 304 amino acids. Gene Ontology annotation, molecular function: pseudouridine synthase activity; RNA binding. The transcript has 5 exons.